CCUUAGUUGCCUUCUCAAACUACGUGACUGCGAUCUACUUAAUAUCACAUCUAUCACAGUCAUCUCGACAGGAAAAGAAUUUUGUCAAACAUCGACACAAUGGCUCGAAUUCUCAUCACAGGCUCUUCCGACGGACUUGGCGCCGUCGCCGCCCGCACUCUCCUCAAGAACGGACACCAAGUCGUCAUUCACGCCCGCAACGCCCAGCGAGCUGAAGAUGCGAAAUUGGCCGUGCCAGGCGCCGAAACAGUUCUCAUCGGCGACCUCUCCAAGAUUGCAGAGGUGAAGAAACUCGCCGAGGAUGCCAACAAGCUGGGAACAUUUGACGUCGUCAUCCACAACGCCGGCCUCUACCGCGGGCCCUACCGCAAGACCGAUCUCGGACUGCCAAGCUUGACUGCUGUCAACGUCUUUGCACCCCAUAUACUCACAUCCUUGAUCAACAAGCCCAAGAGGAUCGUUUACAUCUCUUCCGGCCUGCACAAGAGCGGCGACACCAGCUUCACCGAUCCGACGUGGCGCGAGCGCGGAGAGGGAGGGUGGAAUGAGACGCAGGCGUAUUGCGACUCGAAGCUGCAUGUCACCACGUUGGCCAACGCCGUUGCUCGUCUGUGGCCGGAUGUGAAGAGUAACUCGGUCGAUCCUGGCUGGGUUCCGACCAAGAUGGGUGGUUCGAGCGCGCCUGAAAAGGCAGAGGAUGGAGUGGCGAGCUACGUUUUGCUGGCGGAGGGAAUUGGUGCUGGAGAUGUUACUGGGAAGUACUUCAAGCCUCCCGGACAGGAGGACAAUCCCGUGCCAUUCACAAAGGAGAAGCAAAGGCAAGACCAGCUGUUGAAGCUGCUCGAGGAGGAGACUGGGGUUAAGCUUCCUGUCGCGUAGAUGUUCCUUACCUUGAGGUUGUCAACUUACACCAGCAGAGAGGCCGUGGUUGAUCAAAAAAGAUACCUGGUGAAGAAAGCUUACUUUUCGCAUGAUAUUAUUGAUCGACCACAUAAUUAGUCACUUCGUGCCUCAAGAGCCUGGGUGAUGUUACCGUGACCCUGCAGCA
Messenger RNA from Colletotrichum phormii, 1048 nucleotides. RefSeq names its product short chain dehydrogenase. The coding region runs from base 100 to 879 and encodes 259 amino acids. Lineage: Eukaryota; Fungi; Ascomycota; Sordariomycetes; Glomerellales; Glomerellaceae. The transcript has a single exon. The record is from RefSeq and is a predicted model, not a curated record.